AUGCCCUCCUCGACAGCCAUGGAAUCUCUCUCGAAGGGAUUUUGCGCGGCAGCCCUUGUGGUCGCUCUCUCGAAUGAUCAGCUGGAGGCCUGGCAUGCCCAAUGGCCCCACCCAACCCUUCAAGUCGUGGAUAUCUUCCGUUAUCCGAGCGGAAUCACGGCGGAGACGGAGACGUCACGGUUUUAUCUCGCCCUUUCGGAUACGCAAUCCCUUAUUUGGGCGGUCAUCCCGCCUGGGGUCGAUUUAGAAGACGAGAUCGCCACCUUUCACGUGGAUAUCGGCUGUUGUGUGAGGCUCGAAGGAUACGAAAUGAUCGCGGCGGCUAACGGGCUGAACGUACUCGUGGUCCUGCACGCGAGCUUCUCGGGGGAUCCGUUGUCGCUGCUUGGCUUUCCAAUUGUCGACGAAGGGCUCUUCGCGCUCUCCCCACGCGCUCUUCGAGGGUCCUUCGAUAAAGGACGAAAAGACGGAUUCGGCAAAGAAGGGGGGUCGUCUUCUUUUUGUCCGGAGGAUGAACUCUGUCUGCGAGAUUUGAUCGAUCGCCCUGGCUGCACCGUGGAAAUCCCCGGGUGGUGGAUCGCGUUGCGGAUUGUUUGGCAACGUCGUGAUGGGAAUCCUAUCAGGGGUUCUCAUUUUUCGUCUUCUUCGACUUCGUUUUCGCGCCAUUCACUUCCUUCCGCCGUCGGUGUGGAUCGCAACGGGGAGGGGAUGGGGAUGUUCCUCGCCCGAGGGGCCGAAGUGUGGGAAGGGAGGGUGGUGCGAGGCCGAGGGGCGCGGGUCUCGUGGGGUUCCGACGGAGGCGACGGGGGACCUCUCGCGUUGCAUUUCGACGACCCCGCGAUGCUCCACGUCGUCGACGAGGCGGAUGAACUCGCGCGGGGAAUUCCGAAACGCCCGCGCGCGUUGGUGGGUUCCCUCCGUCGUCGUCUGCGCUCCCCACGCGGGGUCGCCGAGGCGGGGGUCGGCGACGUCGUCGCGAUCGACGCGAUCAUCCGCGCGGUCGACGGCGGGGCGAUGGUGCCCACCAAACGCGGGCAACUCCUCCGCCUGAUCGCGCAUUUGGAGUCGGACGACGAGGAGGCGGCGGAGGCCCACGAAGGGGAUCCCAAUCCCACCCGAGGCUUUCCCAGGGGGCGUGAAAAAGAAGGGGUGGAGCUCGCGUUGUGGGGCGCCCUCGCGGAGGCGAUUGAGCCGCGCCCGGGGGAGCGGUGGUGCUUCACCGACUGCACCGUUCGCGAGUUUCGCGGGCGGAAAAAUCUGAGCAGUCGAGGGAGCACCAUCGCGCUCCGCCUUCAACGCGGGAAACCCGCGGUUUCGCCGUUUUCCUCGCCCCUUUUGGGGUUCCCCACGCGUUUACACGAGGAAACGGCGAAACGAACGGAAAAAGCGGGGGUGGCGCGUCCGUUGCAUCUCGCGCGGGGGCUGCGGGAGGCCUCCGCGACCCUCCCCGCGCUCGUGCGCAUCCAAGGCAUCGAACGGCCCCUCACACGGGGGGUUUGCGCGCGCUGCCGGGCCCCUCGCGUGGGGGCGAUCGCGACGGAAAACGGGGAGGGGAUGUUCACCCUCGGAGAAGCCUGCGAGUGUGGGGGGGAAACGCGGGAGGGGUUCGUUGUGGUCUUGCAAAUCAGCGACGGGGUGGAAAGUCGACGGGUGUUGGGCUUCACGACCGCGGGGGAGUCGCUUUUUGGGAUCCCCGAGUCCGAAUUCGUUUCAAAUCACAAAAAAGAAGUGGGGUUUGAACGAGAGGCGUGUGAAAGCCUCAUCGGAUCCCCGAUAGCGGUUUGGUUGAUGAAUUAUUCGAAGGAGAUGCCACUGCUGGUGAGUUGUCGCCAUAUCAACCUCUCGCUAUCCUCGACGGUCCUACUCUCCGCGAUUAAGGAUAUCAUGGGUGAAGGCUAA
Molecule: messenger RNA, 1899 nt
Organism: Phytomonas sp. EM1
Lineage: Eukaryota; Euglenozoa; Kinetoplastea; Trypanosomatida; Trypanosomatidae
Source: the annotation of a GenBank genome assembly